AUGUCCUCUGCUGUCACAGAGACGGAGGAGUCAGCUCGCAGCUCCCCGCUGACACCGCUGAAGCUGGUCGGACUGGUGUGCGUCUUCCUGGCGCUCUGCCUGGAUGUGGGAGCCGUGAUGAGUCCGGCGUGGGUGACAGCUGAUGAUCAGUACUACCUGUCCCUGUGGGAGUCCUGCUGGAAGCCAGCGAGCACCGAGAACUGGCAGUGCAGCAGCACGCUGGGUUCAGACUGGCAGGUUGCUACGCUUGCCCUGUUGCUAGGGGGCGGAGCACUGGUGCUGAUGUCAUUCCUGGUCGCCCUGGUUGCUGUGUGCAUCGGCACGAGGCGGCGAUUCUACGCACCUGUCGCCUUCAUGCUCUUCGCCGCAGUUGUCCUCCAGGCCUGCAGCUUGGUCCUCUACCCCAUCAAGUUCAUCGAGAGCAUCAACCUGAGGAUCUACCACGAGUUCAACUGGGGCUACGGCCUGGCCUGGGGAGGCACCAUCUUCUCCUUCGGCGGGGGAAUCCUCUACUGCCUCAACCCCAAAAACUACGAGGAGUACUACUAG
This is a messenger RNA of Scomber scombrus (Atlantic mackerel), 549 nucleotides long. RefSeq names its product transmembrane protein 47-like. The record is from RefSeq and is a predicted model, not a curated record. Lineage: Eukaryota; Metazoa; Chordata; Actinopteri; Scombriformes; Scombridae. Gene Ontology annotation, biological process: cell-cell adhesion. Gene Ontology annotation, cellular component: membrane; cell-cell junction. Bases 1 to 549 code for a protein of 182 amino acids. The transcript has 3 exons.